Molecule: messenger RNA, 4970 nt
Organism: Xiphophorus maculatus (southern platyfish)
Lineage: Eukaryota; Metazoa; Chordata; Actinopteri; Cyprinodontiformes; Poeciliidae
Gene: gmfb
Product: glia maturation factor beta
Exons: 7
Coding region: 31-555 (174 amino acids)
Biological process (GO): negative regulation of Arp2/3 complex-mediated actin nucleation; actin filament debranching
Cellular component (GO): actin cortical patch
Molecular function (GO): Arp2/3 complex binding; actin binding
Source: RefSeq, a predicted model, not a curated record
CUGUGAGGGAUUGGUCAACCCAGUCACGCGAUGAUGGGAAGUAAAGAGAGAGAAAAAAACACUGAAAGCGUUUCUGCCAUUCAGAGCAGCAGCUGCGGCUUCAGGGAGAUUUUUAACUCUACAAUUAUGAGUGAAUCACUGGUCGUGUGUGACGUGGAUGAAGAUCUGGUGAAGAAGUUGAAGGAGUUUCGCUUCCGGAAGGAAACCAACAAUGCGGCCAUCAUUAUGAAGAUUGAUAAAGACAAACAGCUCGUUAUUCUCGAAGAAGAGCAUGAGGAUAUUUCACCUGAUGCUCUAAAGGAUGAACUGCCCGAGAGACAACCCAGAUUCAUCGUCUACAGUUAUAAGUAUCAACACGAUGACGGGCGCGUGUCCUAUCCGCUCUGCUUCAUCUUCUCCAGUCCAGUGGGAUGUAAACCGGAGCAACAGAUGAUGUACGCAGGAAGCAAAAACAAGCUGGUGCAAACGGUUCAACUGACCAAGGCGUUUGAGAUCAGGAACACAGAGGACCUAACGGAAGAUUGGCUUAGAGAGAAACUUGGAUUCUUUCGCUAAGUAAGGUCUUCUCAUCCGGAGGCUUGGGAUGCGAGGGGGAUCCUGACCGCACAACCAUGCUCCAUCUUUCAAGAAGAACACACUACAGAUGUUACCUUCCUCUCUCGGCGGACCUGAUUUUAAAUAGCUUUUGCAAAUACUCUGCACUUAACGGCCACAUCGGUGAGGUUUAAGAUAUAUAUAUAUAUAUAUAUAUUGUAUUACAACUCGGCAUGUGCCAGAAUGUUCAGACCAUCACGAGAGUUCGAGCGCCACCUCUGUGACCGUCAACAAUCACGGCCAUAUCUAAACUUCGCCCGUCCGGUUGCCUCAGUCUGCAAAUGCUAUUUGAUUCAGGUCUGCUUUUGCCUCCCAUACCAUCUGUCCAUGUGCCAGUGAUGUGUCUGUACUGAAUUAUCACUCCUGUAGGUUUUUAAAGUGAACAGAAACGAAACGUGUGUUUCCGCCUUUUCCGAAGCAUGCUCUCGUCAUCCCGGGGGGGAACUUAGCGCCUUCGUAGCUACGGUUUCUGUUUCCUUAGGAAGUUUACACUCAACGAUUUUGCAACUGAGGCCCUCCUCAGUCGAUCUGUUUUUACCUUUUUUUUCUCGGUUUUUUGGAAGUCCUACCGGCUAAUCUUUUUUUGUUUUUAUUAUUUCUGGUGUCUGUAGGUUAGAUUUAUGUUGCUUUUAGAGCAUUUCUUUUCCUAUUAGUUGUAGCUAGAAUCCAGAAAACACUACUGAGGUCCUCCAGUACUCACCCGAGGGCAUUUAAAUGACAAGGUGCAUACUGUCAGUAGCUCCCUAGAAGACAAAAACACUAACACUCACACCUAGUGAAGUAAACUGAGCACAUGAGCGAGAAACCGUGGCUAAAAGUAUUCGGUGCCUUGCGAAAGUCUUCACACCCGUUGAGCUUUUUCACAUUUUGUCAUGUUGUAAACACAAACUUGAUCUUUAUGAUACUGUCUCUUCAGUGAUGUACUCAAUUGAAACUCUGAGGUCUCUUCAUUCAGACAACUGACAACAUCCAGAGAUUUACUCCAACAUUGGAGUAACGGGGGAAUAAAUACACACACUUUUCAGAUUUUUAUUUGGUAAGAAAUUUUGACAGCCAUGCGUUGUCCUCCUUCCACUUCACAAAGAUCAUUUCCGCAGUUAUUUGUUCUUGUACUCUAUCUGCAUACAAUUUCUGCAACAGAGUGACACCAAUCGUACAAGAAGUCCUUUUUAAAGAAAUGUGUUUUUGUUAAGUUUUUUUUUGAUGCUUCCAAAAAUAUUGAACAUUCGAUUAAAAACAGAAAUCAUUCUCUUUUUGUAAAAAAUGGAUGUUUUUAGUUGACCUAAAAUACAAAGACAAAUUUCAUAAAUUUAUGUAGGACAAUAGUAUCUUAUUGGAAAAAUGACUUAAAUAAAUUUUAUGUCAUACUUGCUUCAGUAGGAGAAAGAGCAACAAUGGUUUAGUUUUGGUUUGUAAAAGUCGCUGACCCCUGACCUAUCGCACAACAUCCCCAAUAAAAUACAUUACAGAUUGUGGUUAUAACAUAACAUCAUACGGAAAAGCUCAAAGCUUCACUUUUGCAAGGCACCGCAGCCCUGUUGGUUUGAAUAUGGAUGACGUUUCUUCCUCUUUAAAGAAAAUAAAAACUCAACAUGAAUGAUGGAUAAUGUCUUUGACCUGCAUAUUUCUUGAACGGUUCUAACCAGGGUACAGUAUUUCCACAUACAUUCCAAACACAAACCUUUUCUUUUAAUUAUUAUUUUCAUUCAAAACUUUAGUAACCACAACGGUGCACACAGGGUGGUAAAUAUCUGCCCCCCAUUUUAAUCUACUGGAAUACCCUCUCUUUAUGCGGAGCUUGUCAUCUAUCAUUGUGCGUUGGAACUCCUACUGUUAUACUGAAUGUUGAUUAAUUCUCACAUAAAGCCACUUUAUUUGCUGUGUAGCUGUUGCAGCCUUAAAUAGAAUAAUGGUGUAACUCCUCGAAACGCCGGUGGUGCUUCAUAUUUUAGACGUUGGGCUGUUUACGUCUCCAUAAUGGCUUCCUCAUACCGAAAUGUGGCAGCUGCUCAUAAUUGGUGCCAGUCGCUAACUAUGUAUUUUGUGUAUUUUCUUGUCAAAUUCUAAAAUCUGUUGUGAAUCGCAAUGUUUAAUGUGUCACUGUGCGAUAGGCGUGGGCUGCUCACGGUUUUAAAAGGUUUGUUUUUAGAUCGCUACAGAAACCUUUCUUCCUGUUAACACUUUAAGUGUGAUGCCCUCGUAUUUUUCAGACUUUUAUUUUGAAGUAGGAAAGGACGUAGUUCUGGAGUUGCCCCGAAUCGACAGUCUUCAUAUUAUUUUUGGUUGACAACAUUCUUAAAUCAUUUGGGUGGAAGCAAUUUGAGUACUGCGGGGGGAAAACUCCACCUCUACUAGCUAACUGUUAGCCGCUAAGAAGUGAAAGUUGGCAUGUCCUUCGAAGCCCUGUGUCUGAGAACAAAAAUGAAAUCGAUAAUCGCAGAACACAAAUCGAAGUUUCUGAAACCUCUAUUGGCAACAUUGGUAUUCCCCAAAUUAUUGCUAAAAUCUCAUUUCACUCUCAUGGCCUAGAAGUAUUAUUUCAUCGUUAAUAGGAAACCGACUGCAGGCUCAAUGCAGCUAAUUUUAGCUUAGUAUACUUGUGUUACUCUAUAAAGAGCAGAAUGGUAAAAUAUUCUGCACAAUAAGGUUUAGCUGCAAGUUGGUAAUAAAUGUCUGAAAAAUAUCAGGUGUUAUUCUAACAUGUUAAUGUGUUAAAUAUUGCAUUUUUUAUUGUUUUGGAAAUAGAAAAUGUACCAAAACACCUCAAACCGGCCCAAGCCUAUUGGUCAAACACUGUCUGGAUUUCUAAAGAGCUUUUUUUUUUUUAUGUAUGUAUGUUCUGUAAAAAUAAAAUAAAAACACAAUCGGUAUAAGCAGCUCCAAAUAACACCGAAAAACAUCUUUUUAGUAAUAAGAAAUGUAUUCCAGAUCCUGCAGUGACUUACUUUCAUGCGACGGUGAGGAAAAUCCUCAAUGAGCCGUGGCUCAGGAGGUUUUCCGAUUCUUAUUAAAAGCGUCGUCCCACCGCGGUAUAUCGGUCACAUCCUUAGAGGAGAUUAAAUGAGCACAUGCGAGCUCCACGUCUCAUCAGCUUCGUCCCCCGAGUGCAGUUUUUAUUAAAUGAAAAAUGGGAGGGUGAAAGGCUGUUGUCUCGCCACAAAAAGAUGUCAUACGGUCUAGCUCACCAAUGCCUCUUAAUUCCUUAUUAUCUCCUGGAAAACUCAAAGUGAACAUUGGAUAAGUGCACGUCGCACUAAAAUAAAUGUCUCUUUUGACAUUUUUGUUACUCAAAUCCUAUUUUUACCUGCUUAUAGCUAGACACUAGGAGCGUAGAAACAGACUUUGAUUGCUCCUGUGUCGACGGUAAUUCAUAUGUCUACUGAUAAGAUAUACACUGCCUGCCUCAUGUCAGCCUGUAUGAUAAAGCUACAAGAGAGAAUUAGAGUAAAGUCAUUUUACCUACCAACACUAAACUUCUUAUAAAAAAAAAAAAACUUUAUGGAAUAUACUGGGGAUUAUCCAGUCACGGCAUCGUGACGUACUCUGAAACGUGCAAUCUUCUUGAUGUUAUGUGCUUAAAACAAACAAAAAAAACAACAACCAGACUAUCUUUCCAAAUUGUCCAGAUGCCAGAAAUGUGGACAGCUACUGUAAAUCGAUGCUUUCUCUACUGAAUGUAAAUUAUUUCUAUCAAACUGUUUCCUCUUUGCCCUUUGAGACAGAACCAACGUCUUAACAUCUCAAGCAUCCAGAACCGGUACUAUGAAGCACCGAGACAACUUCAGGUUGACCGCUUGGGUUUUUCAGCGCCACACCCAGCAGGGAGGAACGGUGCUUAUUUCCUUCGCGCGUCACGACUUAACGUUUAUCGAACCGUUACCGACUCCACCUAUUUAGUACGACUUGAAAACCGGUGGCGACUUUCAUAGUACAGGCCUCUGUAUUUGAGCUGUAUUCCUGCUCUAUCUGAAGUCUUUACGUGCUUAUUGUUUCUUUACAACAAAAAAAUACUCAAUGUUUGUUAUAUUAAGUGGAAAUGAAAGGUAGUAAACUGUCUUCUGUGUUAUCAAAAUCAACCUCACUUUUGGUUUCGAGCCUUGCCUCUGGUUGUAUCCUGUGGAUUCCUGAGCUUCUCCUACGUGUUUGAACGGUUGUAAAUCUGACCCUUUGAAUCAUUUAACCUGCGAAUGUGUAGUUUUGCUCAAUAAGUGUCCUCUCUGAUCAAAAUGCCUGUGAUAUUUUUCUUUCCUUUCUACUAAAAACCGAAACAUCUGCGAUAACCAGCUGUCUCAUGACAUCAGUGCAACUUGACGUAUUUCUAUACCUGUGUCUGUCCUGUUGUCCAAAUAAACUGGCAGUGAUGUCUACGCCUCUGC